This is a messenger RNA of Fusarium pseudograminearum CS3096, 1998 nucleotides long. RefSeq lists its product as uncharacterized. Gene Ontology annotation, biological process: cellular response to starvation; regulation of DNA-templated transcription. NCBI's taxonomy places the organism in Eukaryota, Fungi, Ascomycota, Sordariomycetes, Hypocreales, Nectriaceae. Gene Ontology annotation, cellular component: nucleus. The record is from RefSeq and is a predicted model, not a curated record. The coding region runs from base 1 to 1998 and encodes 665 amino acids. The transcript is spliced from 3 exons. Gene Ontology annotation, molecular function: DNA-binding transcription factor activity, RNA polymerase II-specific; zinc ion binding; RNA polymerase II transcription regulatory region sequence-specific DNA binding.
AUGCCGCACGAAAUGGAGGAGAAUAGCGCUGAGGUCUCGGAUGUUAUGUCUGAGAACGAGGACGAGACGGAAACUUUUAUCAAAAACGACGACGAAAAGAUGGCAGACCAGAACAAUACUGAGGUCAAGAAGAAGUACGACCCAAAGGAUCCUUUACGUCCAAGAAGGAAAAAGGCUCGUAGGGCUUGCUUUGCCUGUCAACGGGCCCAUCUGACUUGUGGAGAUGAGAGACCAUGCCAGAGGUGCAUCAAGCGAGGUCUCGCUGAUGCAUGUCAGGACGGUGUUCGAAAGAAGGCCAAAUACCUUCACGAUGCUCCUCCAGAAGCUCUUCGGCCUGUUCUUGGCCCCAACUACAACCCCAAUACCAAUCCUACACCUCCACGACCCAACGCACAACGUCAGGAUUCGAAUGCGAGCCAGUCAGAUAGCUUGUCUGCGAACGGGAGCAACUUCUUUUCUCAAGCGAGCACAACGACUUUGCCGGUCUAUUCAACAGGCGCACAAACUCCUGUCGGUAUUGAGGGCCUCCCCUUUAAUCCUCAAGCUUCCCCAACAGCUUUCCAACCCCCAAUCGCCAAUCCGCACCCGCCAAUGAACAACAUAUUACCCGCCGGAAAUAUGGACUUUAAUGCCUUGUUUGAUCCCAGUAACCCUGCCCUGUACAACUUUGACCUUGAGGGCCUCAAUUUCGGUAGUCAGUAUGCAGGUUGGGAAUUCGGAAUUCUUAACAAGAUGGCCCUUGGGGCCGAGACACCACCGCGGGAGAACUCAAUGUCGCAAACUCCAACAACCGAGGCCAACUAUGCGGCUCUAUUCGGGAAUGCAAAUGGGAACGCGAAUGGCUUUGAUCAUCCCAUGUUAGGGGCUGACUUCUCGGGUAUGGACCAGAAUAAUCAGUCUCUCUAUGCACAGGGAAACCUCCAGCAUGGGUUACCCCACGCCUAUGCCAUUGCGGCUGGGCCUACAAGUCUUGCCAGCCCAAGUACAGAUGCCACAGCUAGUCCCCAUUCAGUCGCGGGCAUGGAAGGCUCACCAAACCACAAUUUCGCGGGUAUCCCUACAGUUCCUGGCGCGCAGAGACACAGGCCGAAGACUGCCAAGGCAGCACCGAAGUCAUACCUUGGCAAACGUCAAAGGGAUUCUGCCGCUAUCUACGAAAGCGUCAAGGAGCCCUAUCCUUACACCACCGGAUUUCACAAUAUGGUGGCUGUCUUGCGAAACCGUCUGCCUGCCAAUAAGCUAUUAAGAAUUGCCAAGGCCCUUGGAGAGAUUCGACCAUCAUUCAUAUCGUGUACCAAAGAUUUGACCCGGCAGGAUCUCAUUUUCAUGGAGAAAUGCUUUCAGAGAACAUUGGUCGAGUACGAUGACUUUCUGCAGCAUUGCUGUGCCCCAACAAUCGUGUGUCGAAGGUCGGGCGAAGUAGCUGCUGUUAACAAAGAGUUCAUCGCGUUGACGGGAUGGACAAAGGAGGUGCUGCUUGGGAAAGAGCCCAAUCUUAACAUCAAUACCUAUAGCGGUCGCUCGACCAAUGGGUCCAAUACGCCAGAUAACAAUACGCAGGGAGAUAUGCCCACGCCUCGCCCUCAGAAGGCUACACUUGACAACAGCAACGGGCGCCCUCAACCCGUGUUCCUAGGUGAACUUCUUGAUGAUGACAGCGUUGUCGAGUUCUACCAAGAUUUUGCCGAGCUGGCUUUUGAAGAUAGCCGUGGCAAGGUACAAAGAAGUUGUAGGCUCAAUAAGUACCGGUCAUCUCAGAGUCUGGACAUCAAAUCAGAACAUGGUGUCCCAAAAGACAUCCAACCGAGUAUUCUCAGCAGCCGAGUUACGCGCAUUGACAGCGAGCACGGCAUCUCAAGGAUUGAGAGAGAUGGCAAGGUCGAGUGCACCUACUGCUGGACCAUCAAGCGAGAUGUCUUCGACAUUCCCAUGAUGAUCAUUAUGAAUUUCUUGCCGCGAUAUUUACCGGACCAAGGGCCCCAGCAACUGGCGGUUUAG